Cannabis sativa is the source of this 5960-nucleotide messenger RNA. RefSeq names its product eukaryotic translation initiation factor 4G. The coding region runs from base 249 to 5732 and encodes 1827 amino acids. The record is from RefSeq and is a predicted model, not a curated record. The transcript is spliced from 10 exons. Gene Ontology annotation, molecular function: mRNA binding; translation initiation factor activity; protein binding. NCBI's taxonomy places the organism in Eukaryota, Viridiplantae, Streptophyta, Magnoliopsida, Rosales, Cannabaceae. Gene Ontology annotation, cellular component: eukaryotic translation initiation factor 4F complex.
UGAAAACCUAUAGUUAGUUUUGACCAUCUUACUGUUCAGUUUGUUACCACAACAAAGUACCCUUCUCUUUCACUCUCUCUCCUCUUUCUCUCUCCAAAAAUCAUAAUUUUCCUUCUCUCUCCUGCAUUUUUCAGCUUUGCAUAAUAAAACCCUAAUUUUUCUAUCGUUCUUUCUUUCUUUCUGUUUACUCUCACUUCACCAGAGAAAAUCUGAAGGAAAAAGAAUUGAGAAAUCAAGGAUUGGGAUAUAUGUCCUUCAAUCAAACAAAGCCCGAUAAGAGCGAGAACUAUAAUCGGAAACCCGGGCGACCCCAGAGCUCCACUCACCUGCGUGGACACUCAGGCGCUUACGGUAGGGGAAGCGGCGGGCCCGCCCCUUCACCGUCAAUAAAUCGCGGUAAGAAGUAUCACAAUGCACAAGGGCCGCAACUUAGGGCAAAUGUGCCGAAUGUAAAUCCUUCUGAUAGUAAUGUUGCAACACUUCGUGGAGUGCAAAAUGGUGCCCAUCUACAGCCCCCAUUACACGGAGCACCUGAUGCACCGGUUAACUUAUCAGCUGCUAAGCAAGCUGAAACUUUGGCAUCUCAAAGAAACUUUCGAGGUCAGAAGGUACCGACUUCACAACAUGGCACCAUGAGCAGUGAGAGUUCAGCCACCACUACCCCGACAAAAGCUCCAGAUGAUGGAUCAAAGGCUGUAGUGUUUCAAUUUGGUUCGUUAAGCCCUGGUUUGGUGAAUGUAAUGCAGGUUCCUGCUCGUACAAGCUCUGCUCCGCCAAAUUUGGAUGAGCAGAAACGUGACCAGGUACGUCAUAAUUCUGGUAAAGCUGGGCCUUCAUUGCCUACUCCAAAUGUUCCUAAGCAGCCAUUACCUAGGAAGGAUCAUGUUUCUGUUGAUCAACUCAAUACGUAUGAGGCGCAUCCAUUGCCCAAGGUUAAAAAGGAUGUGCAAGUCUCUCCAGCACCUCCUGCAAGUCAAACGCACAAGCCGUCUGGUCAUUCAAUGACUGGCAUUUCUAUGCCAACUCCAUUCCAUCCACCCCACGUUUCCAUGCAAUUUGGUGGACCCAACCAACAGAUUCAAUCUCAGGUUGUGCCAUCCAAUCCUCUUCAAAUGCCAUUGCCUUUGCCAUUACAAAUGGGAAGUGCUCCUCCAGUGCAGGCACCACCUAUGUUUGUACCUGGUCUACAAGGACACCCAAUGCAACAUCAGGGAAUGAUGCAUCAAGCACAGAACAUGAGUUUCACAUCUCAAAUGGCUCCGAUGCAACAACAGUUGAGCAACAUGGGCAUCAUUGCUCCACAAUACUCUCCUCAGUCUGGGGGGAAAUAUAGUGCUCCUCGUAAAACUACUGUUAAGAUUACUAACCCAAAGACACAUGAAGAGGUUAGGUUUGACAAACGUUCGGAUGGUUAUUUAGAUGGUGGAUCAUCUGGUCUGAGGUCUCAUCCUAAUGUUCCACCUCAAUCUCAGCCAGUUCAACCUUUUCCAGGCUCCCAUAAUCAUACCAUCAAUUAUUACUCAUCUUCCUAUAAUUAUUUUCCAACUAGUGGCCAAAUCCCACCUAGUUCUCAGGCACCAAGAUUUAACUAUCCAGGAAGCCAGGCUCCCCAGAGUGUAACGAUUAUGACUCCAUCAGCACUGCCUGUUAAUAAAUCUGGUACCCAUAUGCAUGGAAUUUCGGAACCAUCAAACCUAGAACAUACACGUGAUGCACACAGUUUAAUCUCGUCCGUGCCACCAGGAACGACACAUGUGACAGUUAAACCCAGUGCUGGAUCUUUUGGAGAGAAGGUACUGGUAGAGACAGUAUCAAGUAAUUCAACCAUAGUUGAGAAAUCUGAAAUGCCCAAACCUUUAAGGGUGUCAGCUGAAGUGAGCAUUUCUCAGUCUCCUAGAAAUUCUGAGAUUUCUACAGAUAGGUCUUUACAUCAACCAAAAUCUGGCAGUGACGUUAUUGUAUCAAAAGUGGCAGUGGUGACUGAUUCAUCUACUGCUAUGCCUGCUGCUGUCACUGUUGAAUGCAAGGAUGACGAUGCUGCAUCAGUUAAUCAUGAUACUACUGCUGUAGAAAGGGCUGACUCCAGCAGCAAAGAAACUCUUAGCAGGUCGAAUUCAAUUAAAGAUGAGCAGAAGAAAGAAUUGAGAGAAGGAUUUUCUCAGGGCCAGGUUGGUGGGCAAUCUCUUUCUGUGUCAAGCUUGCCUUCUCAGACUUCAGAACGCAAUCUAUCAUUGGAAAGUGGUGCAUCAGAAAUUAUCGAGUCUAAUCAAACUCUUACUUCUCUGGUGAAUAAUAACGAUGUUUCAGAAGCAACUGAGGAAUCACUAUCAACUCCUAGGGUUGACACUACUGAUCCUUCUGUAACAAAGGCCGAGAUUAUAGAAAGCAGUUCAAGUAUUUCAGCUGAAAUUUCUGGUACGGAGACUGCUGUUGAUAAAUCAGGUUCUGUUAUAAUUGAGGAAGAAAAAGCAGAAACAACUUUGCCUGUGGAGUCAGCUAAACAAGUUAGGCAGGAAUUGGACCCAGAAGAAACUUGUAAAAGCAUUGAUAUAUCACCAUUAGAAAGUUCUGGAGUUUUGAUGGAUAGAUCAGGGGGUAUUAGUGUUGAAGUUGUCGAAAGUUCUGCUGAGAUUUCAGCUAGUGUUGAUACCACUUCUAGUAGAGGUGAUAGCAUCAGUAAUGAAGUUUCUUUACAAAAUUCUGGAGUGGAGCAGUCCCAAGCUCAGGCUAUUGAGUCUGCAAAACCUGAAGGUGGAAGUAUGGAGAGUGUUUGUGCGGGAAGUGUGGAAAACCUUGUUGGUGCUGAGGUUUCAGUUUUAGGAGCUUCUAAGGAUAGGUCCACUUCAGAAUUGAGUAGGACAAAGAGUACUAUUGCAAGAGGGAAGAAGAAACGGAAAGAGUUACUUCAGAAGGCAGAUGCUGCUGGGACAACAUCUGAUCUUUAUAAUGCGUACAAGGGCCCUGAAGAAAAGAAGGAAAGUGUUGUGGAUUCUGAAGGCACUUCUAGCAGCACAAAUUUUAACCAGGUUACUGUUGAUGAACCUGCUGAAAAUGUUGCUCUUGUUGAAAAAGAUGCAGGGGCUAAAUCUGAGCCUGAUGACUGGGAAGAUGCUGCUGAUAUUUCCAAACCAAAGCUGGAAACUGUGGAUAAUGGCGAACAUGCACAGCCUGACAAAGAUGAAAACAAGAAUACAGUAAAAAAGUAUUCCAGAGAUUUUCUCUUAAAAUAUGCUGACCAGUUUACUGAUGUUCCAAAGGAUUUUAAAAUUGCAGCUGAUAUAUCAGAUUUGCUACUGAGUAAUGUCGCAUCUCAUCUUGAGCGCAAUUCGCAUUCUAGUCCAGGAAGAAUUGUUGAUAGGCCUGGUGCACCUCGACUGGAACGCCGUGGCAGUGGAAUUAUGGAGGAUGACCGAUGGAAUAAAGUGCCAAGUCCUUAUGGGGCUGGACGUGAUUUGCGCUUGGACAUGGGUUUUGUUCAUAAUGCUGGUUUUCGUCCAGUAACAGGUCAGGUAGCGAAUUUUGGUGUUUUGAGGAAUCCAAGAGGUGGACAGGCACCUGUUCAGUUUGCACCAAUUGGAGGGAUCCUUUCUGGUCCUAUGCAGUCAUUAGGGCCUCAGGGGGCAAUGCAAAGAAACAGUCCUGAUUCUGAACGGUGGCAGCGAUCCACCAAUUUCCAUCAGAGGGGUUUAAUUCCUUCUCCACAAACUCAGUUAGUGACAAUGCAUAAAACUGAGAAGAAGUAUGAAGUGGGCAAGGUUACAGAUGAAGAACAGGCCAAGCAAAGGCAGUUGAAGGGUAUAUUGAACAAGCUAACUCCCCAGAAUUUUGAAAAACUGUUUGAGCAAGUAAAAGCUGUUAAUAUUGAUAAUGCUGGCACACUUCGCGGUGUUAUUGCACAGAUCUUUGACAAAGCUCUUAUGGAGCCUACUUUCUGUGAGAUGUAUGCCAACUUUUGUGCUCACCUUUCUGGAGAGUUGCCUGAUUUUAGUGAAGAUGAUGAGAAGAUUACUUUUAAGAGAUUACUUCUGAAUAAGUGCCAGGAGGAAUUUGAGAGGGGAGAAAGAGAGCAAGAGGAAGCCAACAAAGCUGAUGAGGAGGGCGAGGAAAAAAUAUCUGACGAGGAAAGAGAAGAGAAGAGGAUCAAGGCAAGGAGACGGAUGUUAGGUAAUAUCAGGUUGAUUGGGGAGCUGUACAAGAAGAAAAUGUUGACUGAAAGAAUAAUGCAUGAGUGCAUUAAAAAACUGUUGGGACAACAAGAGACUCCUGAUGAAGAAGAUCUUGAAGCUUUAUGUAAGCUGAUGAGCACAAUUGGGGAGAUCAUUGACCAUCCAAAAGCCAAGGAGCAUAUGGAUGCAUAUUUUGAUUGGAUGAAAACUUUAUCAAAUAAUAUGAAACUAUCAUCUAGGGUUAGAUUCAUGCUGAAGGAUGCAAUUGAUCUUAGAAAGAAUAAAUGGCAGCAGAGGAGGAAAGUUGAAGGGCCAAAGAAGAUUGAGGAAGUGCACAGAGAUGCUGCUCAAGAACGACAUGCACAAACGAGUAGGCUCAGCCGUGGUCCAAGCAUUAAUACACCAAGAAGGGGGCCUUCUAUGGACUAUGGUUCAAGAGGGCCAUCUAUGCUGUCUUCUCCAAGUUCUCAGUUAGGUAGCUUCCGCGCAAUGCCAGGCCCGGUUCGUGGUUUCGGCAAUAGUCAGGAUGUUCGAGCUGAUGAGAGACCGUCUUUUGAGGCCAGGGCCCUGUCAGUUCCCUUGACUCAGAGAACUAUUAGUGAUGAAGCUAUUACCUUGGGCCCUCAAGGUGGUCUAGCUAGAGGAAUGUCUAUUAGAGGAACACCUUUGUCAUCUGCAUCAAUGGCUGAUGUUGCACCCAACAGUGGGGACUCUAGAAGAGUGGCAGCUGGUAUAAAUGGUUAUGGUUCUGUCUCAGACCGGGGUUACGGUCCUAUUAGUGACCACAUCCCAAGAUUUAUGCCUGAUAGGUUUUCAGGACAAUCUGCUUAUGAUCAGUCAAGCGCGCAAGAGCGAAAUAUUAAUUAUAGUGGUAGAGAUAUCAGAAAUACAGAUGCUUUUGACAGGUCUAUUCCAAAUUCACCACCUACACGUGGGCAGGCAACAACUCCCGCCCAGAGUAAUCCCGCAGAGAAGACAUUGCCUGAAGAACAUCUGCGCGAGAAGUCAAGGACAGCUAUUAAAGAAUUUUACAGUGCUAGCGAUGAGAAAGAAGUUGCUCAAUGCAUUAAUGAGUUAAACUCCCCAAGCUUCCACGCCACAAUGGUAUCUUUAUGGGUCAUAGACUCUUUCGAGGAGAAGGACUUGCAAAGAGAUCUUUUGGCGAAACUUCUUGUUAAUCUUAGAAAGUCUCACGGUGAUACGUUAAGUCAGUCACAGCUAUUUAAAGGGUUUGAAUCGGUUCUGUCUAAUUUUGAGGACACCGUAACCGAUGCACCAAAAGCACCAGAGUAUCUUGGCCGAAUCUUUGCGAAAGUCAUCAUGGAGAAUGUGGCUUCUUUGGCGGAGAUUGGCAAGUUAAUACAUGACGGUGGUGAGGAGCCUGGCAGCCUUGUACAUGCAGGGCUUGCAGGCGAUGUUCUUGGAAACACCUUGGAGAUUAUUAGAUCUGAGAAAGGAGACAGUGUUUACAAGGAGAUUGUUGAGAGCUCUAAAGUGAGUUUGGAAUCCUUCCGGCCGCCGGAACCCCUAAAGUCAAGAAUUCUAGAGAAAAUCAUUUUGGGAUAGCAAUGAUGAUGAUGAUGAUGCUCAUUGUAAUCUUGGUAGAAAAAUUCAAAUGCUAGAGCUGUUAGAGUACUUUAUUAAUCUGCAUUAAUAUUUUUGUUGGUUGGCGCGGGAGAGAGGGAAUUUAUAUAAUGGGGUUUUCCUUCUCCAUGGUUUUAAAAUAUUAUUUAUUGCUAAAUCUUUACUGAAAAUUUUAUGAAAAGGUUCAAUUAAGCAUCUAAAUUUAUUUAA